AUGGUCUCGUCUUUGCACUCACUCUCCCUUGCACCAGGUCGCCAGGCCUUCCAUCAGCAAGUCCUCAGCGACACAUCUACAGGGUCCCUGGAUCGAUUACUUCAGCAACACCAUGACAAACUUUCCCGACCUUCCGGCCGAGAGGCUAUCAUUCCAGGGAAAACGCAUCAUCUCCUUCACCGUCUGGAGAAUUUUGCACACAGCUUUUAUUAUAUCUCGCAUGCUGCCGCUAGUGCCAACUGUGAGCUGAAUCGAAUCGGUGCCGCACCCGGCUGCAUUGACAGCGGAGAUAAUUACCCCGGCUCCGACUGUUUCUCGCCGUCACUUGCCUCUGCCAAGAGGGUUCGCAAAAUCACAUAG
Molecule: messenger RNA, 360 nt
Organism: Dibothriocephalus latus
Lineage: Eukaryota; Metazoa; Platyhelminthes; Cestoda; Diphyllobothriidea; Diphyllobothriidae
Source: the annotation of a GenBank genome assembly